Molecule: messenger RNA, 1824 nt
Organism: Oryza sativa Japonica Group (Japanese rice)
Lineage: Eukaryota; Viridiplantae; Streptophyta; Magnoliopsida; Poales; Poaceae
Source: RefSeq, a predicted model, not a curated record
UACCCUAUGAUCCCUCGUCACCACUCCUUCCACCUCCCCCACCGCCAUCGCCAUUGCCGCCGACGAGGAAGAGGAGAAGCUUCGAGUGGAGCGAUCUCGAUGGACCCGUGCCCGUUCGUGCGGGUGCUGGUCGGCAACCUCUCGCUGAAGAUGCCGGUGGCGCCGCGCCCCGCCGGAGCCGGGGCCGGGGUGCACCCAUCCACCUCGCCGUGCUACUGCAAGAUCCGCCUCAACAAGCUGCCGUACCAGACCGCCGACGCGCCGCUGCUGCUGCCGCCCUCGCCGGAGGCAUCGGCGGCGCCGGCGCCAGCGCCGGCGACGGGCGCGCUCGCCGCCGCGUUCCACCUCUCCAAGGCCGACCUCGACCGCCUCACCGCGAAGCCGUCGCUGUUCGGGUCGCGCACGGCGAGGCUGAAGAUCGUGGUGUACGCUGGCCGGAGGGGCACCACGUGCGGCGUCGGCGGCGGCUCCGGGAGGCUGCUCGGGAAGGUGGUCAUCCCGCUCGACCUCAAGGGCGCCUCGGCGAAGCCGGUGGUGUACCACAGCAGCUGGAUCUGCAUCGGGAAGCGCGGGCGCAAGCCCUCGUCGGUGUCGGCGGCGAACGCGCAGCUCAACAUCACGGUGCGCGCCGAGCCCGACCCGAGGUUCGUGUUCGAGUUCGACGGCGAGCCGGAGUGCAGCCCGCAGGUGCUCCAGGUGCAGGGGAGCAUGAAGCAGCCCAUGUUCACCUGCAAGUUCUCCUGCCGCAGCAACAGCGACCUCCGCUCCCGGUCAAUGCCGGCCGAUAUGGGGAGCGGCGGGCGCAACUGGCUGACGGCGUUCGGCUCCGACAGGGAGCGGGCGGGGAAGGAGAGGAAGGGGUGGUCGGUGACGGUGCACGACCUGUCAGGCUCCCCGGUGGCGCUGGCAUCAAUGGUGACGCCGUUCGUGGCGUCGCCGGGGACGGACAGGGUGAGCAAAUCCAACCCGGGGGCGUGGCUGGUGCUCCGCCCGGGCGACGGCACGUGGAAGCCAUGGGGUCGCCUGGAAUGCUGGCGCGAGCGCGGCGCGGGCGCCGCCGCCGGCGACAGCCUCGGGUACCGGUUCGAGCUCGUCCUCCCCGACCCAACCGGCAUGGGCGUGGGCGUGUCCGUGGCGGAGUCCACCAUCCCGGCGUCGAAGGGCGGCCGGUUCGCGAUCGACCUGACGGCAACGCAACAGUUCGGGCGGAGCGGGUCGCCGGCGUGCAGCCCGUGCGGGAGCGGCGACUACGGGAUGUGGCCGUUCGGCAGCUGCCGCGGGUUCGUGAUGUCGGCGGCGGUGCAGGGGGAGGGGAAAUGCAGCCGGCCGGCGGUGGAGGUGGGCGUGCAGAACGUCGGGUGCGCGGAGGACGCGGCGGCGUUCGUGGCGCUCGCCGCCGCCGUCGACCUGAGCAUGGACGCGUGCCGGCUCUUCUCCCACCGCCUCCGCCGCGAGCUCUCGGCGUCGCGCUCCGACCUGCUCCGGUGAGGCACACGAGGCGGCGGUGAAUCGAUCGAUCGAUCGGAAUCGGGAACAACAUUGUACAGCUAGCGCUAGCGUUCGUCGUCGUCGUUUUCUGGUCUCUGUCGUUUUUGUUGGGUGAUCAGAUUGUGUUGUGUUUUUUAUUUUGUUUUUGAAAUCACUACUCGUGAUUUUUUUGUGGUUUUUUUGGGUGGUGAAAUGGUGAUGAGGGGGUUUGUAAUUUUGGUAGACUUCUAGGUGCUUUUUAAAGUCUAGAAGCAGAGGAGGAAGCAGAAGAAGAAGAAGAGCAAGUUCGGGAUCAUGAUGAAUGAAUGAACAAGUUAUAAAAACUUUUCGUGUCUA